GAAAGCCUUAAGCUAAAGUCACAGCCGGUCUCGCAUACCACGCGCUCUCUGCACUAUGUCGCCCGUCGUUCGCCGAUCUGUCUCGUGAUCAUCCGAGCGGUACCACCGCCGGGUACCUUCUACGGGUUGACCGCGCGUCAAUCAGUGUCCGGUUCUUCUCGAGUCAAGUGUUCCCUUGUUUGGAUUUAAAUAAGUGUUUCUACGAUCUUUUGAAUCAAGGAGUGGAGGAGGUCACCGAUCGAAGAAGAAUCUUCCUAUCCUCCGUUACAAGGAAUAUCCAUUCUAUUCUAUCGACCUUAUACGUUCCCUACUGCGAGCUACUCUCCUCUCAGUAGUACAGACUGACUAGUAUUUCUAUACCAUAGGCUGGUACUGCUGACCGGCUUUAACGUCGGUUGCGGCAGGUCAUGAGAAACGGGUCUUAAGAUGGCCUACAUAAUAUAUUUUUGUUCUGUACAUUGAGAGAGACAAAAAUACCAAAUACGAUACUACCGAGUAUUACUGAGAAUACGAGAGAGUCUGUGGGGACGUAAAGGAACCGGAAGUGAAUAAGAAGGAGGUAGAGAGGACAAAGGAUUACAAAAAAAAAAUGGGCCACGCAUGGUGCAAGGAGAGAACCUCCAAGGCUCAGGAUUCAAAAUCUCCCCUGGACAGGGUCUUCGUGCGCUGUGCACAUCGGAUUUAUCCUGGCUUGAAGGAGGAGGGAUCGGUGCUUGGUGGUGCGACGCAAAGAGUCACCAGUUUUUUUUCCAGUUCUGAAAUAGGCUAUGCCGGAUCACCCCCUAGAGAGGCCUUAACGAGGGGUUGUAGUAUCGACUCAGUCGAUAGACCAUUUCAACCCAGUGAUUGGGUGGAUGUCAACUUAGAAGUACCAAGUACACCAACUGCUGGUUCAGUUCUUACCAAUAUUACAGCUGAUACUAAUCUUUAUCCAACCACAGCCCCCGCUACAAGCUGCUCGAAUUUGAAGAAUGUAACUCCUGUGCCACCCCCGAGAAAUCGUCGGAAAAACAAGGGCAGACCUCUGCCGCCGAAACCUGACGAAAUUCCUCAAACCCAUAGGAACCCAUCCCUAAACUCUACCAGGGAUACGAAGUCUGAACCACUUUAUUCCUCGGUGAAGUCUCCAAAAGCGAAGAGCAAUUAUGCUCGGGAUGAAGUAUCCAAAGUGUCCCGAAGUGGCACGAAUAAAUCUGGAUCGUCUACAGGGACAGGGGAUGAUUCGAAAAAGGGAAAGGAUCUAUACGAGCAUAAGGUUAACGGAACAGGAAGGAUUAUACCGAGCGUGGUGGUUUCCGCCCGAAGAACCAACAGGAGUUCUGAUGCCAAGCAACCGGCUAAGGAACCCAAGGGACAUCACAAGAUACGCGAUGCGGAGUAUGAGGAGUUCUCAAAUAUACAAAGUAGCCAGGUUACCUCGACUCCCAAUCGAACCGAUAGAGAAACCACUAGGGACCUCAGGAUGUUGAUAACAGAGUCUGCCGAUAACAAAGACAAACUCGAAUUACCUGGAAGACCCAAGAAUCACAGCACCGUCAGUUUACCAAAUUACGAUGAACUCGAGGUCGUUAAGCACGAGGUCGAGAAGAGCAGGAUCAACGAUGCUGCAGGGGCGAAUGAUGCGGAAGUUACGGAUAAGGACUUGCUUAAGAAACCUCAUAGAUAUGCCAGUACAGGAUCACUUCCAGUGCAGUCAAUAUUAUCUUCGUUUCCACAAAAAACGGCUGAGCGACUCGAAAAUUAUGUGACUCGUAGCAAGAGCUUUGGAAGUCUGCAGCCACAUCAGAUCCUUGACAAGUUGAACAACGAGGGUUACAGUUCGGAUGAGGAUGUCUGGGGAGGUUUAGAUGAUUAUGAUUUGGGAAUUGCAGAACACGACGAACACGACGGUCAGCCGCCGUUCGAACCAAAUUCUCGACUUCGUGAAAGAAAGGUGAGCACACCGAAGUUUCACAUUGGCGAAGAGAGUAUAGAGUCCGCGAAGAGAAGUGACGAGUCUAAAGGUACUGUAGAGAUGGUGCAAGAUACAAAAAAGGAAGUCGAAGAAGGAAAUGAGGGUGAGGUGGAAUCAUCCAGUACUGGAAUUCCCAGAAGUGCAUCCUUUAAUGCGCUGAAGUCUGCAGCCGCACUGAAGUCUGCGCUGAAGGGUGAAGCUAAACGAAAAAUCUCGAUGCCAGCUAAAUUAGCUGGGGUCGAUGCCAGGAAGUCUCCGACCGCCCUGGACGACUGGUUCCUGGGACAGGAAAGAUCCGUAAGAUUCUUCGAUUCCCCCACUGUCGAAGAGGAGUAUACGAAUACACCAGGAUUCAGACCUGCUAGACCACAAUCAAAAAAUGAUGCGAAGAACGAUUUCGAAUCAGAGCCAUAUUUAUUUGCCGAUGGCACUAGGAGCUCACCGCUACACUGCGACAUCUUCUUCGAGGCUGAUGAGGGUUUUGGUGGGACCUCCAAUACGAUCGACUCAUCGGGUGGAAAGCACCAAUCAGAGAAGAUCCUGCGGCGGACGUUGUCCAAUGAGAGCGAGCCGUUUGAUGGUUAUGAAGAAAAGGAAUUGGCUAUGGACAUCAGAUCACAAUCUUCGAUCAGCAAGCUCUCCAGGACGAUAUCCGACGAGUCCCUGCCCCAGGAGAUGCUCCUGGACGUAGAAGAUUUCUUCGAGGAGAAACUCGCCAAGGAUGUCCAGAACAAGAUGACCAAGGAUUCGGAAGAUUCCACGGAAUCGAAGACCUCGAAGACACCGCCUCCUAGUCCAGAGCCAAAAAUCAAGGCAGAAAUUCAGGAUAACGAUCACUCGAUUCUUUUGAAAGUCCUGAAGGAAGAAAAAACUGGCGAAGACAGUAACUUAAGUUCUAUGACACCUAGUCUUACUGAAUUGGAAGCAGCUCUGUCGGACAUGCUUGAGAAGGAAGACCAACAAGCGGAAGUGGAUGACGCGGAAGAAGUCACGUGCCAAUUAUUACAUUCCGAAUCCGGUAAAUCUGUCGAGCAACCAAUCGAACCCGAAAUUGUACCUGUGGAGAAGGAUAAAUAUCCUGAGGGAAUAAAAGACACCCUUACGAAAGCUGCCGAGUCUACCUCAGAAUGGGAUAAAAAAAAUACCUCAACGAAUCGUCCAAUAUCUUUAGAGCAGAUACUAUCUGAUUCGAAACAGGAAGUGACACCUUCUAAUGGGGAAGAAUCAAAAAUGGUGGAGAUGGAUCUGAGAAAUGGUAAUGUCUCGAAAAUUAAGAAUUCUGUCGAACAGUCAGAAAUUCUUGAGAAGAAAAUAGCUGCAAAGAUGCUUGAUAAAAUUAUGAACAAUACUCCUGGAAAUCCAUUUGAGGAAGCUGUACACAUUUUGGAGAGCAAUGACUCUAAAGAUUCUCAAAUCAGUACAAAUCCUUUCGACGAACCUCCAGAAAAACCGAGUAGGCUUCACAAAGUGGAUCUUGGCGAGUCGCAGGAUCAGAAAGUCAAUCUCCCUACUCCACCGAGAAGGAAGCACAGGAGUAAUUCGAAUGCGCGCAAGGAUGAGAAGGUACGAAGGACAGUGAAUCUUAAUCCAUACCCGAACGACAGACUGAUUUAAGCGUCACGAAUUCGGCGAAUAUGAAGAAAAGAAAAUUCAGAGAAUUUUUCGGAAAAGUUCGGCAACUUCACGUUAGCCAUUAGGAACGUCCUAACAAAUAAGGACGCUGACGUAGAGAGUCUUCGAGAACUUUUAACGAAGGGUCUCGAUGCUUUUCGCCUGGUCUUACGAAUAUUUUUAGAUUCCACCACCGCAGUCAAUUCUUUGUAACUCUGAGCUACCGCCCAUCAGGUACAUAUUUUCACGUAUUGCACAAGAGUAACUAGGAGCAUCCUAGGGAAUUUUUUUAAAGAUAAAAUGAAAAGGCUUGCUAAACAAUUUCAUUACUUGAAAAAAAAAUAACUAAAUGCUGUAACAUAGUGUAUAGAGACGUAGAUGGCGAAUUUAAUAGAGUUUACGUAUGAUAAUAAGAGUGUAAGAUUGAGGAAUGAAUGUGUGUUGUGCAUUAGUCACGAAUAUGGUGCUCCAAGUGCGGGAUAGAUUGCUCGCGUUGAUAUCUUAUAAAUACAUGUAAUAUAAUGCGGAAUAAAGGAGCGAAACAUGGAGAUUCGAA
Molecule: messenger RNA, 4121 nt
Organism: Cephus cinctus (wheat stem sawfly)
Lineage: Eukaryota; Metazoa; Arthropoda; Insecta; Hymenoptera; Cephidae
Exons: 10
Coding region: 590-3568 (992 amino acids)
Source: RefSeq, a predicted model, not a curated record